AUGAAAAUACUUCUAAUUUAUUCAAUGACUCCAAAACUUGUUAUAUGGUUUACGUUAUUUGUACUAUGUUUGCAAAUGGGUGAUACAUUUGAUAUAUCAAUAAAUAAUGAAGAAAUUGAUAAUCCUGGCCUAAUCAUCAAAUCUAAAUUUAAAAAAUAUUUACCGGAACUACAAGAAAAUCUAGAAAUACCAAUCACUGAAAAGCAACAAAGUAUUAAAGAAUCAUUUAUUCCUAGACGGAUAAAUUACCCUCAUUAUGGAUUGAGAUCACGAUUUAGAAAAGAUAUUGCUAUUCUGGAAACAACGACCACCACCACCCAAGAAUCGGAAACAUCAAUUGCAACAAAUGGUGAUUCUUUCGAUAGUGACAAUGGAGAAAAUAAAAGUGAUUCAAGUGAUGAUGAAAGUAGCAACAACGAGGGUAAUGAUAAAUCUGAUGCUACAUUCAAAUCACUUUCUUCUUCUUCUCCUACAGUAGUACAUUCAAGACGAUCUUGGAUUAAAGAUUUCUUAAUUUUCAAAGAACAAAAAGUAUCUACCAUGUCAUCUUCGUCUUCGUCAUCUUCCGGGUCAUUACGAGACAAAUCCAAACUCAAACAAGAAAAUAAACAACUACAAUCUCGGAUCAAGAAUUAUGAUGACACAGUCAGUGAUCCUCGAGAUUUAAAACGAUGGGUAAGAUUGAUUGCUGAUGAAGGUAAGAAUGAAUUUGGUAAAAAACAUUCAUCAAAAAAUUAUAUUCAAAAAAAUGAAAUUGAAUUAGAUAUUGAAGAAUUUAUUCAUUAUUUAGUGGAAGAACAAGGAUUUAAUUCAUCAGAUUUAGAAUUUUUGAGAUUGAAAAAUUUGGAUUAUGGAUUAGGUGAAAUCGAAAAAGAAUUGAAUAAAUUAAAAGAAGCAAAAGGGUCACCUAAAGUUAUUUCCAUUGGCGGAGAAGAUGAAAAUUCAGCUCCAUUGUUAUGGAUUAAGAUUUCUAAACCUACUGUAUGCUUAGUAAUUGCUUUAACUUUUCUAUUGCUAGGUUAA
Messenger RNA from Candida albicans SC5314, 1023 nucleotides. It is a transcript of the gene PGA46, whose product is annotated as Pga46p. Lineage: Eukaryota; Fungi; Ascomycota; Pichiomycetes; Serinales; Debaryomycetaceae. The coding region runs from base 1 to 1023 and encodes 340 amino acids. The record is from RefSeq and is a predicted model, not a curated record. The transcript has a single exon.